Patella vulgata (common limpet) is the source of this 1698-nucleotide messenger RNA. Its product is annotated as WSCD family member AAEL009094. NCBI's taxonomy places the organism in Eukaryota, Metazoa, Mollusca, Gastropoda, Patellidae. The record is from RefSeq and is a predicted model, not a curated record. The transcript is spliced from 4 exons. Bases 96 to 1028 code for a protein of 310 amino acids.
UAUGUAUGUAACACACAUUACACCUUAUCAUUCAACUGAAUCGUGAAACACCGGACAACGCGUUAUCAAGCAAUUAUUCAAUAUAUCACACAUAUAUGGCGGUUUUCAGAACAUUAGCGAUUACUGGGAUAAUUCUAUUUAUUUGCUGUAUCUAUGGUGUUUAUAAACUACACCUGAGAAGCGUUGCGUCAUAUUCCAAAAUGAUUGAAAAACCUAAGAAUUGCCCUAAGCUAGGAUUUGCCAAAACACCGUUACCUGUGACAGCUCUGGCUAGCUACCCUGGUUCAGGUAACACCUGGACAAGACAUUUACUUCAAAAAUCUACAGGUAUAUAUACCGGAGCAAUAUAUAGAGAUCCGCGUAUUACCAAAUAUGGUUAUUUUGGGGAAGGCGUUACUAAUGGAUCGGUUAUAGUUAUAAAAACUCAUAUGCUUCUCCGGAAGCAUAAGGUAGCUUAUGAACGUGCUGUUCUGUUAAUGAGAAAUCCAUUUGAAGCCUACUGGUCUUUCUUCAAUCUCAUUUUAUCCACGAGUCAGACGGGUAUAUCUGACAAAAAAGGUUACUGUACACAUUAUGGACAAUUCCCAAAAACAGAUCGGUGGAAGACAUUUCAUAUCGAUUGGCUUCAAUUUAAAGGAGAUAUGUUUGUUUUAUUUUAUGAUGAAUUACUACAGAACAAAGAAAACAAAUUAAGGGAGCUUUUACUGUUUUUAGGAUUUUCGAAUAAAAAUUUAGAUUGUGCUCUAUAUGAUCCGGAAGGUAUUGCACAUCGCGUAGAUAAAUUUCCAUUUAGAUUCUAUGAUAAGGACUUUAUUAACACCAUGAACUCAAACAUUGAAGAAGUGGCCAAAGAACUGCGGAAAAGGUCACCAGUUAUGGCGGAUCAUGUUUUAACUUGGAGAAAGUCACCGCGUGAAGCAAUGGAAACAUAUCAAUUUGAUGAAUUCUGUAAAGAAUUUGAGAAAGAAAGGACAAAAAUGGCGAACUUGAAACCAAAGGCACGUCAUGAAACUGGAGCAAAAGCGUAACUGAACAUAACAUUUCAUUAUGUAGCCAGGUAUAGGUAUUAGUUCAACCGUUCAUAAAAACGUACUUGUUUACAUUGAGUGAGUUCGAGGCUUUUAUGGACUUGAUUUAGUAUUGAACCUAGGAAGGGGAUAACUAUUCUGUCUUAUUCUAUUGUUCAUUUUAUUAUUUUAAAUCAUUUGUUUGUGUUAUUUUAUUCAUUUAUAAUCGCAAAUUGUGUUUUUCUGUUGGUCCAAGGGAAGAUAAUUAUAAUACACCAUUCUUCUGGAUAAAUCCGGAUUGCGUGUAGCGGAAUCUAAUUGGUGUAAAGCCUAAAAGUUGCCAGGGAGUUUUUUCCGCAUUUGUUAGUAUACUCGGGUUAUUUUCUAUGUGGUUGAUUAUCCAGUUUCUUUGGUCAAGUCAAGUAAGAGUUGCGCCCCUUCCCGUAAUAAAUCCCAUAAUUCUUGCAUUAUUAUAAACAAACAUGGUGGCUAUGUGUGUAGGAUGCCGCUGCUGGGAUUUUCCGGCGCAGUUUCUUCUUGUCAGUGGUGCUGGACGGAAGGCCGGACAAGGACAGCUGUCUAGUCGAUAAGAUGGGACGAAAAACCAAGGUCCCGUGUAUACAUUGGAAUGCACGUAUAUUGAUAUUAUGUCUGCAAUAAAUGUUAAAAUCAAAUUAAAAUUGGUUCUGAA